Molecule: messenger RNA, 3980 nt
Organism: Cajanus cajan (pigeon pea)
Lineage: Eukaryota; Viridiplantae; Streptophyta; Magnoliopsida; Fabales; Fabaceae
Biological process (GO): DNA repair; mitotic DNA replication checkpoint signaling; DNA damage checkpoint signaling
Molecular function (GO): DNA clamp loader activity; ATP hydrolysis activity; ATP binding
Source: RefSeq, a predicted model, not a curated record
CUCCCUCCAAAUUCGGAAAGAUCGAAACCGUUUCCCUCCAAUUUUCGUCACCCUAAUUUCAACUCUUAAUUACACUCCUUCACUUCUCCUUUUCUCUCCUUUCACCCCAAAAUUCCCAAACCUAUCUCACACAUCUCAACUAUUCAAUUCAAUUCAAUUCUACCGAGAUGGACUGCACCGUCACGGAGCCCACUCCCUCCUGCAAUGGCGCCGCACCGCCGCGCCGCAGCUCCCGCCGGAGGUUGGUCCAAUCGACGCUCUCCCCCCACAACCCACCGAAACCUCCUGAAAAGAACGACAAACACGACGAGGAUUACGCGGUUGCUGAGAAUCCCAAGAAGAGGAAAAAGCCUAAGGCUAAAACCACUCCUCGCAAAAAAGCUUCCAAGAAUGCCGUUCCGAAGAAAAAUGUGGCGGCUAAUGGGGUCACGGGAUCAACUUCGCAGCAGGUGUUGACUGAUUCGGAUAAGGUUAAUGUACCUGUGUUUGAUUUGUGGUUGGAAGCGAAAUUGUCGGCUGAGGAAGAUUCAAGGAUAUUUGCAGGACGGCAGAUACAUCCAUAUUUUUCAUUGUGGAAGGCGGGGAAGAAAGUUCAGGAUGUGGCUGUAUCGGGAAGUAAUUUAUUGACAGCAAAGAUUGAGGAUGAAUCGAUUGCAUGCGGCCCUAUUCAUGUAUUUGAAAAUAUUCAGAAUGAUACCUCCUCAUCCCUUGACUGGAGAAACUGGACGUUUCUGGAGAAUACUACCUCUAUGGAUUAUGAUCCAGAAAGUUUAGAUUUAUCUGUUUUGGAGGGUUCUUUCGAAUCCUUAAACUUUGAUAAGCUUCAUAGUUCUUUGGUUCCAUCUAUCACUUCAAUUUCUCAGAAUGCCUUAUCUUCAAAUAGACUUAGUAUACAUCCAGAAAAUCUGGAAGAAGUAUCACCAUCAAGUUCAGCUUCUCUAGCUGACCAAACAUGUCCUCCGUGUAAAGAUGCCAAACUGUACAUGGGGGAGGAUGAAUCUGUUACUCCAACUGAACAAGCUGGCAUUUUUGGAAAGUCAGAUACUGAACCACUGAGUAGAUUUCUUCAAGAAAGUAUGAGAUCAUACUACCGUAGUUGUGUAGAUAAAGCGGAGGACAGCUUGUGGACAUACAAAUACAAGCCAACAAAGGCUGUUGAGGUAUGUGGUAAUGAUGAAUCUGUGAACUUCUUGCGUGACUGGCUACAUCUUUGGUAUGAGAGAUGUUAUAAAAGCAGGAAGGAUACCUCUGAGAUGGAUAAAAGUGACAUGCAAGAUGCCGAUGAUGACGAUGAGGAUUAUAAAUGUUCCAAUAGUGACUAUGAUUCAGAAGAUAUAAAUGAGGAGGAUUCCCUGCAGAAUGUUCUUUUAAUUACCGGACCGAUUGGGAGUGGCAAGUCUGCUGCAGUCUAUGCUUGUGCCCAAGAGCAAGGGUUUGACAUUUUAGAGCUCAGUGCAUCAGAUUGUAGAAAUGGGACUGUUGUCAAGCAGUAUUUUGGAGAUUCUCUUGGUUCACUUAGGUUCAAAAGGUUAUCAGAAAACCCUGCUAGUUCACAGAAGAUAUCUACAAAAUUGCCCCCAGCUCCGGCUCUGCUCAAUGGUAAAGCUGCUGAUGAAGUGAAUGAUGGUGUGGAUGAACUGAUAGUCGUAUCUGAUGAUGAGGAUCAUAGCCCCAGUGGAUCAUCAUCGAAGUUACUUGGCAAAAAUAAGGUACUUUCAUGUAAUAAAGUCCAAACUAUAAUUCUAGUGGAGGAUGUGGACAUCCUUUUUCCUGAAGAUCGUGGAUGUAUUGCUGCCAUACAACAUAUUGCUCAGACUGCAAGGGGGCCAAUUAUACUGACCAGUAAUAGUGAUAAUCCUGGCCUUCCGGAUAAUUUUGAUAUGCUCCGUGUUUCAUUCGUGUUGCCAUCACCAAAGGAGUUGCUUUGCCAUUUGUACACUAUUUGUCUCACCGAAGGAGUCAACAUCCAUCCUCUUUUACUGGAGAAGUUUAUACAUUCUUGUGAUGGAGAUAUCCGAAAAUCCAUAAUGCAUCUUCAGUUCUGGUUUCAAAGGAGAAGAUUUCUAAAAGAUGAAAAGGCACAAAUAGGUUAUGGCUCACUUCCAUUUGAUAUUAAGCUUGGCCAUCAGAUACUACCAAAGAUAAUGCCCUGGGAUUUCCCCUCAGAGUUAUCCGAACUAAUUGACAACGAAAUCUCCAAAUCAGCAAAUAUAAUGGAAGAAAGCUCUAGAGGAUUAGUUACGGAAGAACUUCUUCACAGGCGAAAUGAUUUAAAUGUGCAGUAUAUGGAAACUGAUUAUAUUGAGGCCAAGAAGGUGGAGAUGAUUAAUAGAAAUGAAUCUUUGACAGACUACAGUGAGCUUGAAAUUCAAUAUAAUGCUAUUCCUGAGUUUUCCAAUUCUUCUGGUUCCCCACUUGCAUCCUCUCGGCAAAAUGGCCGAAGGAAAUUUGUAGUUAUGCCCUCUGAUUCUGAGGAUGAGGAUUCAAAUAGUGGAUAUCCUGUAGACGCACAUGAUGAAGCUAAUAAGAGACAAUCAAUGAAAAAUAAUAAUGGAUGUCUCAAUGAAUCAAAUGGAAACUACCCCAGCACAUCAGUUCGCAAACUUGUUUGUUCUGAAUUAGAGCAUUUAGAGGAGGAACAUUUAAAAUAUUCAGAAACAGCUGACGAUACAUGCUUAGAUAAAACAUUUAAAUCAUUAGAUAUAUCUUGUGUGCCAGAAUCAACGUUUGUUCCUGAGACAGCAAUUGAAAAUGAAGCAGAGACAAUGUCUGGAGCAGUGUCUUCUGGUCCUCUUGUUGGUCCUUGGGAAGUUUCCGUGAAUAAUGAGUUGAAACCAUCGUCGUUCAGCACCCGUAGGCGCUUGACAAAAUUGUCAAAGAAUCCAGAUUUGUUGGUGGAUGCUGAAACUUCUGAUUAUUCUCCUAAUGGGAUUUUGCAUGAUGUUCAGAAUGAGCAUAUGGAAACAAUUGUUAAUGUGAUGGAUGAGUGCAGUCGUAUGGAUUUCAAACUAAAGCCAUCGUUUUUGCAGUCCAAUCCAUUAACAGAUACAGAAAUGAUACAAAAGUUAUGGAGAGAUCUUCGCAAUCGUAAAAUGGAUUCAAUACAGCAUGCUACCUCAGAACAGCUAGGUGCUUUUCAAGUCGUUAAACUUGCUAGUGGACUGAGCAAUCUAAUUUCAGAAGCUGAUUUAUUUCAUAAUUGUGAUAUUAUGGAAUCUUCAACGUUCCCUUCUGGUGAAGCCACAUGUAGUUGGUAUCAUGAUCAACUAAUGGUGUCCACUGUUGCUGAACAUGGGUUUUGCUUUUACGCUAAUCGUAUAGCAGAUGAAGGAUCGAAAUUGGGUUGUGCAAAUUGUGUUGAUAUUACUUCUGAGAUGUUGUCUUCCACCACUGAUAUCAUGGCAUUGGGGAAAUUAUCCGGACAGGAUCUCAGGAAAAGCAAAGUUAUCUAUACUGGAAAGGAAUUAGAGUGUAAAAAACCAAUAAAUGAUAUGCAGAAGAGUGAAACCAAAACAUCUCUGUCCGGUGUCAUUCAAUCCAUUGUUCCUGCAAAACUAUCCUUGGCAUUAAAAGGUGAUGUAUUCAAUGAAUAUCUAUCUUCAUUACGCCAUAUUUCAAGGUCAGAAGCUGUCCGAAUUUCACAAGAAGUUGAAAAGAGAAGAGGAAGGGUACGAGGUGUUCACCAUUACUUGAGCAGAUGUACCACGUUGUCUCCUGAAGAUAUAUCUUUGGUGUGUGAGGGUGACCUGUACAAAAAGAUUUCUUCACAACAUACAACAUAGAAGGCAAAUUAUAACUUUUGUAUAGGUUUAAUAAGACAUACAUAUAAGCAGCUAGAAGAACUCGUUGAAUAUUGACAUAGGAUAGGUCCUUGUAGUUUGUUUUUACCUAUGAUUAUUGUCGCUGGCUAUGAUUGUAAAUUGAACUAGAGCAGAAGAGGUAGGAGUUUACCCAAUUAUGAAAACGUUUUUUCAUCUUUU